Kluyveromyces marxianus DMKU3-1042 is the source of this 1773-nucleotide messenger RNA. It is a transcript of the gene ADE17, whose product is annotated as bifunctional phosphoribosylaminoimidazolecarboxamide formyltransferase/IMP cyclohydrolase ADE17. Gene Ontology annotation, biological process: 'de novo' IMP biosynthetic process. Gene Ontology annotation, molecular function: phosphoribosylaminoimidazolecarboxamide formyltransferase activity; IMP cyclohydrolase activity. The transcript has a single exon. Bases 1 to 1773 code for a protein of 590 amino acids. NCBI's taxonomy places the organism in Eukaryota, Fungi, Ascomycota, Saccharomycetes, Saccharomycetales, Saccharomycetaceae. The record is from RefSeq and is a predicted model, not a curated record. Gene Ontology annotation, cellular component: cytosol.
AUGUCAGAUAGAAAGACCGCAAUUCUUUCUGUGUACGAUAAGACUGGUCUCUUGGACUUAGCCAAGGGUUUGACGGAACAUAAUGUGAGAAUUUUGGCUUCUGGUGGUACUGCUAGAAUGGUUCGUGAAGCUGGGUUCCCAGUGGAAGACGUUUCCACAAUUACACAUGCUCCUGAAAUGCUAGGUGGUAGAGUCAAGACUUUGCAUCCUGCAGUGCACGGUGGUAUCUUGGCUAGAAACCUUGAGUCUGAUGAGAAGGACUUGAAGGAUCAGAACAUUGACAAGGUUGAUUUUGUCGUUUGUAACUUGUAUCCGUUCAAGGAAACUGUGGCCAAGGUUGGGGUUUCCAUUCCAGAAGCUGUGGAAGAAAUCGAUAUCGGUGGUGUUACUUUGUUGAGAGCAGCUGCUAAGAACCAUGCCAGAGUCACUAUUCUUUCCGAUCCAAGAGACUAUGCGCAAUUCUUGCAGGACUUGAAGAAGGGUGAGAUUUCUGCUGACUUGAGAAACAAGUUGGCGUUGAAGGCCUUCGAACAUACUGCUGAUUACGAUACCGCGAUCUCGGACUUUUUCAGAAAGCAGUACUCUGAAAACAAGACGCAAUUGGCGUUGAGAUACGGUGCCAACCCUCACCAAAAGCCAGCGCAAGCGUUUGUUGCUUUGAGGGAGGAAUUGCCAUUCAAGGUCUUGUGCGGUUCUCCAGGGUACAUCAACUUGUUGGACGCCUUGAACUCGUGGCCAUUGGUGAAGGAGUUGUCUGCUUCGUUGAACUUGCCAGCAGCAGCUUCGUUCAAGCACGUCUCGCCAGCUGGUGCUGCAGUGGGACUACCAUUGACCGAUGUCGAAAAGCAAAUUUACUUCGUUGCUGAUAUCGAGAACUUGUCCCCAUUGGCGUGUGCCUACGCUAGGGCCCGUGGUGCUGAUAGAAUGUCUUCAUUUGGUGACUGGAUUGCCUUGUCGAACAUUGUCGAUGUGCCAACCGCCAAGAUCAUCUCUCGUGAAGUUUCCGACGGUGUUAUUGCCCCAGGUUACGAACCAGAAGCUCUAGAGAUCCUAUCCAAGAAGAAGAACGGUAAGUACUGCAUCUUGCAAAUCGAUCCAAACUACACCCCAGACCAAAUGGAGUCCAGACAAGUGUACGGUGUCACAUUACAACAAAAGAGAAACGACGCCAUCAUAAAUAAAUCUUCCUUCAAGGAAAUAGUCUCCCAAAACAAGGAUUUGCCAGAACAAGCCGUGAUCGACUUGACUGUCGCCACAAUCGCUCUAAAGUACACUCAAUCCAACUCUGUCUGUUACGCCAAGAACGGUAUGGUUGUCGGUUUGGGUGCUGGUCAACAAUCUAGAAUCCACUGUACCAGAUUGGCUGGUGACAAGGCCGACAACUGGUGGUUGAGACAACACCCUAGAGUGCUAGGCUUCAAGUGGGCCAAGGGUGUCAAGAGACCAGAAAAGUCCAACGCCAUUGACUUGUUUGUCACUGGCCAAAUCCCAACAGAAGAACCAGAAAAGUCAGAUUACGAAUCCAAGUUCGAGACCAUUCCUGAACCAUUGACUGCUGAGGAAAGAAAGGCUUGGUUGUCGAAGUUGACCAACGUCGCUUUGUCCUCUGAUGCCUUCUUCCCAUUCCCAGACAAUGUCUACAGAGCUGUCAGAUCCGGUGUCAAGUACAUCGCUGCCCCAAGCGGUUCUGUCAUGGACAAGGCUGUUUUCAGUGCUGCCGACUCCUUCGACUUGGUUUACGUCGAAAACCCAAUCCGUUUGUUCCACCACUAG